UGGAGGUUUUCAUAGGAUUGUUGCUGUAACCGUUGUUUAAUAUACAGUAAUAGCUAUAGGAAAAUAUAUGUACAGUAUUGAAUCGGACCCUUCUAAGCUUCUGAAACCAACAAAGGAUUAAGUCAUACCAUAAUUUCUAUUUGAGGGCUGUCAGAAGUGUCUAAUCAUGUUUUUGGUUGCUGAUUUAUACAGAGGUGAUCCUAACGCAGGUAUGAUGGAGUUUCAGGAGAAGCAGAGACUGCAGCAUGAGACCUUCAUGCACAAAGAGCUGGAGAAACUCCUGACCACUGCCAAGACAUCAGAAGUGGAGUUCUCCAGGAAGGACUUUGAGGGCUUCAAGAAGCUAUUUCACAAUUUCCUUCAGGCGAAGGGACCAUCCGUGGACUGGGCCAAGAUCCAGAGACCACCUGAGGACUCGAUCCAGCCCUAUGAGAAGAUUAAGUUGAAGGGUCUUCCUGCCGACGUGGCAUCCAGUCUUAAUAAACUGGCCGUGGUGAAACUGAACGGAGGUCUGGGAACCAGCAUGGGCUGCAAAGGACCCAAGAGUCUCAUCAGCGUCAGCAACGAAAACACUUUCCUGGACCUGACCGUCCAGCAGAUUGAGCAUUUAAACAAGACAUAUAAUGCAGACGUGCCACUGGUGCUAAUGAAUUCCUUCAACACAGAUGAAGACACCAACAAGAUCUUACAGAAAUACACACAUCACCGUGUGAAGAUACACACCUUCAACCAGAGCAGAUAUCCCAGAAUCAAUAAGGAGUCUUUGUUGCCAGUGGCCACUAACAUGGGCCUGACGGGCGAGAACGCAGAAGCCUGGUACCCGCCCGGCCACGGAGACAUCUAAGCCAGCUUUUACAACUCAGGACUGCUGGACAAGCUCAUCGCUGAAGGGAAGGAGUACAUCUUUGUGUCCAACAUCGAUAACUUGGGUGCCACGGUGGACCUGCACAUCCUAAACCACCUCAUGAGCCAACCCAGUGGAAAACGGUGCGAGUUUGUCAUGGAAGUCACAGACAAGACCAGAGCUGACGUAAAGGGUGGUACACUGACGCAGUUUGACGGUAAACUCAGGCUGCUGGAGAUCGCCCAGGUGCCCAAAGCUCACGUGGACGAGUUCAAAUCCGUCACCAAGUUCAAGAUCUUCAACACCAACAACUUGUGGAUGAGCCUGCCAGCCAUCAAAAGACUUCACGAGCAGAACGCAAUGGACAUGGAGAUCAUUGUUAACCCCAAGACUUUAGAUGGCGGGCUAAACGUGAUUCAGCUAGAGACCGCCGUCGGCGCUGCCAUGAAGAGUUUCGACAACGCGCUGGGCAUCAACGUUCCUCGUAGCCGUUUCCUGCCCGUCAAAACCACCUCUGACCUCCUAUUGGUCAUGUCUAAUCUAUACAGCAUGGAGGCGGGGUCUCUGACCAUGAGUCCCAAGAGAGAGUUUACCACAACACCUCAUGUCAAACUGGGCAGCUCCUUCACCAAAGUUCGAGACUUCCUGAAACGGUUCGAGAGCAUUCCCGACAUGCUGGAACUGGACCACCUCACUGUGUCGGGAGAUGUUACUUUUGGAAAACAAGUUACACUCAAGGGGACUGUUAUCAUUAUUGCUAAUCAUGGGGACAGAAUUGACAUCCCAGCUGGAGCGAUGCUGGAGAACAAGAUUGUUUCAGGAAACCUGCGCAUCUUGGACCACUGAGGCCAUUACAACCAAAAUACAACCAUUGCACAGACUUCAUGUCCAACAUGUCGUCUGGACUGUUGCAGGCUGUGUGUGUAUAUGUGUGUGUCAGAAAUAUGAGUGAUGUCAUCUAUAUGCUGUCCAUAUGAUUAGGAUAAGUACCAUCUAAAAAAUAUUUUUUUUGUAUAAUUGGUUAUACUGCUGUGUCGCUCACUCAGUGAUAUUACAGUCGAGUGUCAUACGUCACAGCAAAUGUCCCUUUAAAGACUGGUCACAGAUCAGCUGUAAUUGUUACAUGGUAGAUCACCAAAACAAUUACAUGAGUAAAUAAUGCAAAAAUAUUGAACCGAAAGCACUGUUGUUUCAAACCCACAAUGCCUACAUUUCAGUCUGUAGCCGUACCGUAUAAAGCCGUAUAGAUAGGACAGGAAUAAGGUCACAUGGGUCACUUUUAUGGAUGUUUCUAGCGCUUUAUAGAUGUGUCCACUGUGAAAUUGUAAAAACUGUGAACGUUCUUUUUAAAGUAACAGAACUUUUAGAGCGAAUGAGGGUAAAUAAUGACUAUGCUCUUGUGGGUGAACUGUUUCUUUAACACAACAAUCUGAAUGACUGAGGUUGUGCUUGAUGUCUGUUCAUUUCAAAACAGAAAUUAAAGUGAAGUUUU
This is a messenger RNA of Triplophysa rosa, 2336 nucleotides long. RefSeq names its product UDP-glucose pyrophosphorylase 2a (gene ugp2a). Gene Ontology annotation, biological process: UDP-alpha-D-glucose metabolic process; glycogen metabolic process. Gene Ontology annotation, molecular function: UTP:glucose-1-phosphate uridylyltransferase activity. The transcript has 10 exons. Gene Ontology annotation, cellular component: cytoplasm. The record is from RefSeq and is a predicted model, not a curated record. NCBI's taxonomy places the organism in Eukaryota, Metazoa, Chordata, Actinopteri, Cypriniformes, Nemacheilidae.